AUGGCGUCAAACUUGAACUUUACUGACAAGACGCAGGAGUCCCUCGGUGCUGCAGUGCAGCUUGCCAAGGACUAUGCCAAUGCACAAGUGCAUCCAGCACAUCUCGCAUUUGUGCUUCUUAACGAGGGUGCAGGCGAACAGGGCCUUCCAGGAGGUGUCAGUUCCCAACCCUCCCAGUCCUCUUCAUUAUUCUCUUCCGUUAUCCAGAAGACAGGCGGCGAUCCAGCAAUCCUCAAGCGAGGUCUUCAGAAGAUUAUUGUCCGACUACCAGCUCAGUCUCCACCCCCAGAUGAAAUCUCCCUGAGCUCCGGUGCCCUCAAAGUCCUCCGGGAGGCCGAGUCACUCCGGAAGACGAUGCACGACUCGUACAUUGCUCAAGACCACCUCCUUGCCGCUCUCAUCAAAGACUCGUCCAUUGCACCCGUUCUCAAGGAGGCAGGCCUCACAGAAGCCGCUCUUCAGACUUCCAUCGAGCAGCUCCGUGGCAACCGUAGGGUGGAGAGCAAGAGCGCCGAACAGGGGUUUGAUGCUUUAAACAAGUAUGCCGUCGACCUCACCGCGCUCGCUGCGGAGGGCAAGCUCGAUCCCGUCAUUGGCCGUGACAAUGAGAUUCGGCGCGCCAUCCGUAUUCUGUGCAGACGGACGAAGAACAACCCGAUAUUGCUGGGCGAGCCUGGUGUUGGUAAGACCGCCAUUGCGGAAGGUCUUGCUCAGCGUAUCGUCAACCGCGAUGUUCCCGCAUCGCUCAUCGGUCGUCUCUACUCUCUCGAUAUGGGUGCGCUUAUGGCUGGUGCCAAGUACAAGGGCGAGUAUGAGGAGCGUGUUAAGUCGGUCUUGAACGAGGUCGAGAAGGCUGCUGAAGAAGGAGCAGGCAUCAUCCUCUUCAUCGACGAGCUCCACCUCAUCAUGGCCGGGCGUGGCGCAGAAGGUGGCGGCAUGGAUGCGGCGAACCUGUUCAAACCUUUACUCGCGCGUGGCAAGCUCCGGUGUAUAGGCGCGACGACGUUGGCGGAGUACAGGAAGUACAUCGAGACGGAUGCGGCGCUCGAGCGACGGUUCGCCCAGGUGCUGGUUAACGAACCCACUGUUGCGGAGACGAUCAGCAUUCUCCGUGGAAUUCGUGAUAAGUACGAGGUGCACCACGGUGUCCGGAUCCUGGACGGCGCAUUGAUCCAAGCUGCAACGUUGGCUCAUCGUUAUCUCACCUCCAGGAGGUUGCCAGACUCUGCCAUUGACCUUGUCGACGAGGCCUGCGCAAGUGUUCGCGUCACGCGUGAGACUGCGCCAGAAGCGAUCGAUAAACUUCGGCGCCGGAAGCUCGAGCUCGAAGUUGAGAUCCACGCGUUGGAGCGCGAGAAGGACCAGGCGUCGAAGGAGCGGCUAGAGCACGCGCGCAAGGCGAUCGCCGAUGUGGGUGACCAGCUGCAGCCGCUGCAAGCUGCAUAUGAGGCAGAGAAGGCGCGCGGCGACGAGAUCCAGAACGUGCGCCGGCGGAUCGACGAGCUGAAGGCCAAGGCGGACGAGGCUGAACGUCAGUACGACCUCGCCACCGCGUCCGACCUGCGCUACUACGCGCUGCCUGACCUACAGAACCGACUUGCACAGCUGGAGGCGAAGAAGGCAGAGGAGGACGUGGCGAUGGGUGGAGGUACCGAUACCGUUACUCCUGAACAAAUUUCGGAGAUCGUCGCGCGGUGGACGAACAUCCCCGUCACGAGGCUGUUGAGCACGGAGAAGGAGAAGCUGCUGAGGAUGGAGAAGAUCUUGUCGCAGAGCGUCGUAGGCCAGCCAGAGGCCGUCAGAGCGGUGGCAAACGCAAUCCGACUCAGCCGGAGUGGAUUGGGUAACGCCCAGCGGCCGAUUGCAAGCUUCCUCAUGGCUGGCCCUUCGGGAACGGGUAAGACACUCUUGAGCAAGACACUCGCGACCAUUCUCUUCGACUCGCCUGACGCAAUGAUCCGUAUCGACGGCUCUGAAUACUCGGAGAAGCACUCCAUCGCACGUCUGAUUGGUGCACCCCCUGGGUAUGUUGGCCACGACCAGGGCGGACAAUUGACGGAGUAUAUCCGCCGGAAGCCGUACUCCAUUGUCCUCAUCGACGAGAUCGAGAAGGCCGCGCGGGAGUUCGUGACGCUCUUUCUACAAGUGCUCGACGACGGUCGGUUGACCGACGGCCAGGGCCGUGUCGUCGACUUCCGCAACACCGUGAUCAUCAUGACGAGCAACUUGGGGGCGGCGUUCCUUAACGAUAUGGGCGAGGGACCAGUGAAGUCCCAGACACGGGAGCUGGUCAUGGGUGCCAUCCGUGCACACUUCCCGCCCGAAUUCAUCAACCGUAUUGACGACAUCGUCAUUUUCCGUACGCUUUCGAGAAGAAAUGUCCUGAAGAUCGUCGACAUCCGGCUCAGGGAGGUCCAGGAGCGUCUCGUAGAUAAGAAGAUGGUGCUCGACCUCGACGACCAAAGCAAGGAGUAUCUGAUGUCCAUCGGGUACUCACCCAUGUAUGGCGCGCGUCCGCUCAACCGCGCGAUCCAGAGCGAGCUCCUCAACCCGCUAUCCGUCAUGAUCCUUUCCGACCGCAUCCGCGAAGGCGAAACGAUCACAGUGCGCUUCGAUGGCCCUCAUAAUCGCUUGCAGAUCGUCCCGAACCAUGAGCCCAGUGUGGACAGCAUGGACGUUGAUUAUGAUGUGUCAGACCUGGACGACAUCGACAUUGAAGAGAUGGAUUGA
Messenger RNA from Sparassis crispa, 2730 nucleotides. RefSeq names its product Heat shock protein. Gene Ontology annotation, cellular component: cytosol; cytoplasm. Lineage: Eukaryota; Fungi; Basidiomycota; Agaricomycetes; Polyporales; Sparassidaceae. Gene Ontology annotation, biological process: cellular response to heat. Bases 1 to 2730 code for a protein of 909 amino acids. The record is from RefSeq and is a predicted model, not a curated record. The transcript is spliced from 7 exons. Gene Ontology annotation, molecular function: ATP hydrolysis activity; ATP binding.